AUAAUAGCCGGCGGCUGAAGGCGUGGUGAGUGAAGGCGAGUGUGUGCUGUGUGAGCUACAGUAGUACCGGAGGAUGAGCAUGGACAGCGGCUCCUCUCCUCCUCCUCCUCUUCCUCCUCCCUGUCAAAAGCAGCCGGGGAGAAAGCUGAAGACGUUCUGCCUCAUCAUUGGCACCUGGAGCUGGGAAUAAAGCGAGCAGCGUGUGAAGCCUGUAGUGCCUACCCGACCCACGUUGCCUCAAGCAGAGAUGAGACAGAUGACGGAGGGCAAACUUUGCCAAGUACAGCUGCUGGAUGACAGGAAGCUCGAGCUGCUGGUUCAGCCGAAGCUCCUGUCCUACGAACUCCUCGACUUGGUGUCCUCCCACUUCAACCUUAAAGAGAAGGAGUUCUUUGGACUCGCAUUUUUUGAUGACAAUGGUCAGCGUAAGUGGCUGCAGAUGGACCGCAGGGUUCUCGAUCAUGACUUUUCGAAGAAGUCCACGCCCAUUGCCCUCGUCUUCUUGGUCAGAUUCUAUGUGGAAAACAUAACGCAGCUGAAGGACAUCAUCACGGUGGAGUUAUUUUUCCUGAAUGCAAAAGCUGCUGUCUACAAUGGGAUUAUUGAAGUGGAAAGUGAAAACGUCUUCAAAUUAGCCGCCAAUGCUCUGCAGGAGGCGAAGGGCGAUUACACAAGUGAUGAAAACACUCGAACGGAACUGAAGAAACUUCCAACUCUUCCCACCAAAGUACUCAAGGAACACCCGUCACUUGCAUACUGUGAGGAUCGAGUCAUUGAAUAUUACAAACUGCUGAAAGGGGUUUCCCGUGGACAAGCCAUCGUGCAGUACUUGACGUUAGUGGAGUCGCUGCCCACGUACGGCGUGCACUAUUAUGAAGUGAAGGAUAAACAAGGGAUCCCGUGGUGGCUUGGAAUCAGCUAUAAGGGCAUUGGCCAGUAUGACCUGCAGGAUAAAUUAAAACCUCGAAAGCUAUACCAGUGGAAGCAGCUUGAAAACUUGUACUUCCGAGAGAAGAAAUUUGCCGUAGAAGUUAAUGAUCCACACAGGAGAGCAGUAACCAAGCGCACGUUUGGGCAGACAGGCCUGCUCAUCCACACGUGGUAUGCCAGCCACUCUCUGAUUAAAACCAUCUGGGUCAUGGCUAUCAGCCAGCAUCAGUUCUACCUGGAUAGAAAGCAGAGCAAAGGUAAAUUGGGAACAGCAAGGAGCUUGGAGGAAACUGCCAUGGAUCUCUCAGACCACGAAGGAGGAAAAAUAAACAGACUGGGAGACACAAGCCUGAAGAAUAACCUCAUAACAGCCAGCAAUGGGAGCCUGGUAUCUACAGGUUCUGCCGACUCUGAAAUGAGUGAGGAACAGAAGAAAGAGAAACUCGCUGAGCUGAGAAAAAAAGAGCAGGAGAUCCAGGAUAUCUUGGCCAAGAAAACGAAAGAAUUGAAAAAGAUCUGUCUGAGAGAGGCGGAGCUCACGGGCAAGUUGCCAAAGGAGUAUCCCCUCUCCUCAGGUGAAAGACCGCCACAGGUCAGACGGCGAGUUGGCACCGCUUUCAAACUGGACGACCUCUUCCCCUACAAUGAGGAUCCUUUCCUCAGGAACCUGGAGAGCAGAUUUGCUCUGCAGCAGAAGAUCGUGGAAGCAGCAAAGAAACUCGCAAAUGAGUCCGAAUUAUGCAAAACAGUCAAGAAGAAGAGGAGAAGAAACUGCCUGGAUGCCAUGCACAGACUCCAACAGAUUGAGGACGAGAUGAACCAGUACAGAAUCAAGAAGGGAAAGAAGCCCACGCAGCGGGCCUCAGUAAUCAUCGCAGAUGAACUUGUCCGUUCAGACUGUAGCUCACUGUCUAGUCUCCCACUGGAUGAUGAUGACUCAGACGGCGUCAGCCAGAGGCCACGGUCACGGUCGGUGCAAGGUUCUCCACAGCUCAGUCCAAUGCGAUCACUGGGGGCAGAAUAUGAUCUGGAGAGACAGGGAUCUCCGAGGGAAAGUUACACCAAGAACCACAGCAGAUUAGCUUUUGAAGGCCAGGAGGGUUCCCACCACUACCACAAUCCAAGAGAAGUCUCUUCCGCCCACAGUAGUCCCUAUAAAACCCUUCCCAGACCUCCUAGAGAUCCACGCAGCAUGCCUCCCACCCCGGCUAUGACCCGCAAUGCCUACAGCAGCAGCCAGCUCAGGUCAGAGGGGUCACCUCACUGCUUCAGGCAUCGCAGCGGAAGUCUUGAGUCACAGCCGCGGCUCAGAAAAGACACAGAGUCGGAGAAGCCCGUGUUCAUCCUGUCACAUGCCCACCGCAGCAACAGUACAGAGAUGUUGGAGGACUGCUCCUCUUACACCAGCCAGUCCAGUCUGGACUACGGCGGAGCAGCCAACUCCCACUACAGUACACUGGACUCCCGCACCUCAACCUUGCAUCGCCUCCACAGAAAGGUGGACGUGUAUGGAAAUACUGGGAGCAUGCCCAACCUGGUCCAGCACCAUUCUGGUUGCAGUUAUUCAUGUGACACCUCCGCACACUACACACCCAGUGCCUACUAUGUCACUGACUAUCCCUGCUCAGACAUGGAGCCUUUUACUAAUGGCGGCUACAUGUAUGAGAACGAAGUCGAAGGCCACUACAACGUCAACCCUUCCUACCAAGUUAAUGGCUAUCACGGACACGACAGAUUCAGACAUUACGGUAGUGACCGGGCAGACGGACUUUCCCAGAAUCCCUAUGCGACGGUGAGGCCGCCGCGAAACAGGGAAGGGCCCAGAAAUGAGCUCUUGGCCAAGAACAUGCAGAAGGCCCUGGUGGCGGAGCAUCUGAAAGGCUGGUACCACCGCAGCAGGGUCCCCAGGGAGGGAGGGAGAGGGAUGCUGGCCGGGUAUGACUUUGACAGCGGCUCUCAGCUCAGUCUGGGCUACCAGACCAUGCCAGCGGGCUUUAGCCACUCCAGUAGGACCACCUCCUUCUCCUCAGUGUCCUCUGCAGACAGCGCAGGAAACUGGCGCAACCAGCUGGUAGUUGGCCUGACGGAGUACGACGCACCCGUCACACCGCAGCACCCUGGAGCUCAUGCGUCCCCGUACAACAACCGCAGUCCCUCACACAGCAGAUUUUCUCCAGAGAACAAAGUGUCUGACACUGAGCCUAAAAAUUCUGAGUCAGUUGAGGUGGUUGGUGCUGAAGCCACUAGUACAGACGAACCUUCAGACAACCAUUCUAGCACUUAAGGAUUUCAUCUGGAUGGAAGCUACAUGAGCAUCCGCUGAAAAGGACCAAAUUUUGGCACAAAGGAAACCGGGUGGGGCCAGCAGCACAUGAAAGGGAUGAAGUUGAAAACACAGGGUGAACACAAACUUGGCAGCCAUAACUCCACCAUGGGAGAUGUUCUAUCCGUGGCAGUCUUUGUGUACGCCAGCUGUCCUCAUGUUAAAGUAACCUCGGAAACACAGUGAUAACACUCUUGAAUGACUUUCCCAUGUGCCUUGGAUCGGAUGAAUUGUACAGGUGGAUGAGAAUGUGUAGAAAAAAGAAAAAAAAAAAAGAUAAAUGCACUGGAUACAAAUGUGAUUGUGUAUUUAAGAUGAAAAAAAACGUGUUGUUACCAAAACCAAUUCCAUGGCUACUGUCGUCUACGAAACAGUGGGGUAUAGAAUUGAAACGAUUGUCACGACUUUUUCUCAGUGAAAUGUUAGAAAAAUAAUAUUCAUAAAUAUGCUGUAACAUCCAAAUUGAAAAGCAAGCUUGAAAUGUUCACAAAUGAUUUGAUCAUCAUUAGAGCCAACUGUGCACUCCAUGAAUUUCCAUUUCCGACGUUCUUUAAUCUUUGAAUCAGAAUGUAUUAUGUCAAUAUUGUUUAUAGAGCAUUUGUCCAUGUUGGUGCCGUAGUGUUUUCAAAUGCAUGGUGAGAACAUAGAUCUUUUGAUAAUGACUUCUUUUUUAUAUUAACUGAAGACCACUGCCGUAAAAAAAAAAAAACAUCUCCUUAUCUCCUUCUGUCUCCUUAUCUCUUUUUCCCUCAUAUUUGUGCAGUCAGUGCGUAGAGACAUGUUGUUAGAUGUUGUCAUAAAAUAUUUUCCACUAGGAACAAGGAUGUGAAUAAACACUUGUGUGACACAGA
Molecule: messenger RNA, 4104 nt
Organism: Solea solea (common sole)
Lineage: Eukaryota; Metazoa; Chordata; Actinopteri; Pleuronectiformes; Soleidae
Gene: frmd4bb
Product: FERM domain containing 4Bb
Exons: 25
Coding region: 248-3214 (988 amino acids)
Biological process (GO): establishment of epithelial cell polarity
Cellular component (GO): bicellular tight junction; adherens junction; cytoskeleton
Source: RefSeq, a predicted model, not a curated record